Molecule: messenger RNA, 486 nt
Organism: Fusarium coffeatum
Lineage: Eukaryota; Fungi; Ascomycota; Sordariomycetes; Hypocreales; Nectriaceae
Exons: 3
Coding region: 1-486 (161 amino acids)
Source: RefSeq, a predicted model, not a curated record
AUGGAUCGCAUCAAGGAGAAAAUGAACCAGCUCCGUCUGGAGGCCGACGAGGCCAGCGGCAAGGUCGAGGAGCUUCAGAACAAGGUCAAGGUUCUCGAGCAGGAGAACCUGUCUAAGGAGCAAGAGAUUACCUCCCUGCAGCACAAGAACAACCUCCUCGAAGGCGAGGUCGAGAAGCUCGAGAACGCCGUCAAGGACUUCAAGAAGGCCGCCGAUGAGGGACAACAGCACGGAACCCAGAACGAGACUCUCCAGCGAAGACUGCAGCUCCUUGAGGAGGAGGCCGAGAACUCCGACAAGACUCUUCGUGAUGCCAACGAGAAGCUCCGACAGACCGAUGUCAAGGCUGGACACUUUGAGCGCAAGGUCCAAGCUCUUGAGAGCGAGCGUGACCAGUGGGAGACCAAGUACGAGGAUAUGUCGCAGAAGUACAACGCUCUGCAGAAGGAGUUGGAGGAGCUCCAGGCCGAGAUUGGCAACAUCUAA